This is a messenger RNA of Ictalurus furcatus (blue catfish), 2134 nucleotides long. Its product is annotated as tripartite motif-containing protein 16-like protein. Gene Ontology annotation, molecular function: protein binding. The coding region runs from base 1 to 1347 and encodes 448 amino acids. Lineage: Eukaryota; Metazoa; Chordata; Actinopteri; Siluriformes; Ictaluridae. The transcript has 6 exons. The record is from RefSeq and is a predicted model, not a curated record.
AUGGCCGAGGUCAGAAUUUCACGGUUCUUCUGUCUAGUGUGUCUGGAUCCCCCGACGGAUCCAGUAACGACCGACUGUGGUCACAAUUUCUGUAUGACCUGUAUUAAUGAAUACUGGGAUCAGGAGGAUCAGAGGGGAGUGUAUAGCUGUCCUGAGUGCACAGUCAAGUUCACUCCGAGGCCUAAUUUACGAAGAAACAUUUUGCUGACUGAAGUGAGUGAUUCAGUGAAGAAGACUGUCCAGGGUGCUUCUCCUGCUCACCGUUACGCUGGACUCAGGAGAAUGGUAAAGGAGGAACAGAUGAAAUUCGAGGAGAGAAUCCAGGAGAAGCAGGAGAAGGUGCAGGAGCUGAGACAGGCUGUGGACACUGUAAAGCUCAGUGCACAGACAGCAGUGGAGGACAAUGAGAUGAUCAGCUUAAUUGAGAUGAUCAGCUCCAUGGUGAAGAUGCACUCGGAGGUGAUGGAGCUGAUCAGAGCUCAGGAGAAGGAUGAACUGAGUCGAGCUGAACGACUCCUGGAGCAGGAGAUCACUGACCUUCAGAGGAGAGUCACUGAGCUGGAGCAGCUUUCACAGACAGAUGAUCACCUCCACUUCCUCCAGAGUUUUCAGUCUCUCCAUUUCUCUUCUGGAUGCGAUUACUCAUGCAGGAUCACUGUCAAUCAAGAUCUCUCAUUUGAUGGAGUGAGGAAAUCUCUCUGUGAUCUGAAAAAGAGAAUUGAGGAAGUCUGCCAGGAAGAAUUCACCAAAAUCCCUGAACAUGUUGCAGCAGUUCAGAUCAUUUUACCUUCAGAACCAAAGAGCAGAGAAGAUUUUCUGCAGUAUUUCUGUGAUCUGACUCUGGAUCCCAACUCAGCAUAUAAUUACCUCAUUCUGUCUGAGACGAACAGAGAAGUGAUGUACAGUGAGAGAAGGCAGAACUACUCUGAUCUUCCAGAGAGAUUUGACAACAGGCACACUCUCCUUACUCAACAGGUGUUGAGUAAGGAGAGUGUGGGUGGACGCUGUUACUGGGAGGUGGAGAGGCGCCGUGAUGGUGUGGACAUAUCAGUGUCAUAUAAAGACAUCAGCAGGAAAGGAAGGGGUAAUGAGUGUAAGUUUGGAGGCAACAAUCAGUCCUGGAGUCUGCAGUGUUCUUGUUUAUAUUCCCUCACUUUCUUUCACAACAACAUUGAGACUGAUCUCGGAGUUCCAGCACCCUCCAGAAUAGGAGUGUAUGUGGAUCACAUUGCAGGAACUCUGUCCUUCUACAGCGUCUCUGACCCGGUGACGCUCCUCCACAGAGUCUGCGCCACAUUCACGCAGACUCUAUACGCUGGUAUCGGGCUCCACUGUUUGAUACUGUGAGAUUUUGUGAUCCAUAAGUAUGCGUGUAGUGUUUUAUGUAUAAUUCCACGCGUUUCUGUUCUACACACGUUUCUGAUUUAAACACACACACACACACACACACACACAAACACAGUCAUACACACACACAUAAAUUCACACACAAAACAUACACGCACAAACGCACACACAAGCACAGACAUGCGCAAACACACAGACACAAAAAACACAAACUCAGACACACACACAGAAACACAAACACGCAUACACACACAAUCAGACACGCACACAAAAGCAUAGACACACAAAAACAAAGAAACACACACAUGAACACAAGCGCACUCACAAACACAAAAACAUGCACACACACUGUCUCACUCUCCACAUAAAUAUCAUAUAAAUAUAUAUAAGCUCCUCCACAGAGAUCAGACCACAUUCAAUCAGCCUCUAUACGCUGGGUUUAUGCUCGACUGUUAUGGAUCAACUCUUGAGAUUGUGAUCCAAAAUAAACUGGUGGUGUUUUUUACUUUUCAUAUGUUAAUAUGUUCAUACUUUUCAUUGUUUCUGAAUAUACGUUGUAUUAAUAAUAAUACAGUUGAGUUGAGUAUGAUUCUUUUCAUUUCAAAUGUCCAUCUGCACUGCAUCCAGUCUAGCAUACAUGCACCAAGCAUAAAAUAUUAAAAUAUGAAAUCCUUUAUGUUUGAGCUUCUCAUCUAACAUGGCGUUUGUAGAUCAUUUUUUUGUAUAACAAGCCAUUAUACAUAUCACAUGACUAAAAAGUUUAGUGUUUGUUUCAUCCCAAUAAACU